Messenger RNA from Desarmillaria tabescens, 288 nucleotides. RefSeq lists its product as uncharacterized. The transcript has a single exon. NCBI's taxonomy places the organism in Eukaryota, Fungi, Basidiomycota, Agaricomycetes, Agaricales, Physalacriaceae. The record is from RefSeq and is a predicted model, not a curated record. The annotation marks the transcript as partial.
AGCGGGGCGAAGAGAAUUCUGCGUUCGACCCUUGCGUGCAUGCGUUCAACUGCGUUUGAAUGCGUUCAACUCGGAUGCGUUUGCGUUCCUUCGAUGCGUUCACAUGCGUUACCUGCUAAUGGCUACUCUACCUUCAAGAAUAAUACUAUCAUGUGUAUUUACAUGGCGCACUUACCUACUUUUGAUGUAUUUCCUGGACAUGUAUUGGCAGGUUUCUAUGACUUAGAACAGUGUGAGACUCUCUUGGAAAGCCAUAAAGGCAUGGAUUUUAAUUGUUACAUAUCUUAG